This is a messenger RNA of Magallana angulata, 2311 nucleotides long. RefSeq lists its product as uncharacterized. Lineage: Eukaryota; Metazoa; Mollusca; Bivalvia; Ostreida; Ostreidae. Gene Ontology annotation, molecular function: zinc ion binding. The record is from RefSeq and is a predicted model, not a curated record. The transcript has 2 exons. Bases 309 to 2108 code for a protein of 599 amino acids.
CAAAAAUUAAAAAGUCGCAAACAAACAAAUUUAAGAUACAUAAAUGUUUCAACAAUUUAAAGUAGGAACUGGCUUUUUACUUUUUUAAAUCAUUUUUUCCUCUUGUAAUGCACAAUCCAAUAAAUUUUAGUUUGGAGAUUAUUAGCGAUGAUCCAUAUAAUUUCACAGACAUGAUUCAUAGAAGAAAACAAUAAAAGACAUAUGGGUGGACAAACAGAAAUACCAAGGUAUUAUUUUCAUGAACAACCAAAGGAAACGAAAGCAACUGGAAACAUUUAAUCUUUGAAACAAAAAAAACCUCAAGACAAAUGUUAAACCCUAGUCCUGAGGUACUUGUGGACAAAGUUGCUCACCUGUCAAUCAAAGGGUUCUCAAAAUAUCAGAUGGAAGGUUUAACAGCUCAACACUAUUUGGAAUGUGGUACUGAAGACUGUGAGAACAACUGUCAGUUUUACUGCAAUGAUUGUCACCGACCAAUGUGUGAACAAUGCAGAGAUGAACAUAAUAAGAGUUCAGAAACUAAGAACCAUGAAGUAGUCUCCUUCCUACAGCAUAAACGUCAUCUUCCUGUGGACAAAUGCAAGCUCCAUCCAACUCGAAAUGCAGAUAUUCUAUGCAAUGAAUGCAACAUCCCUCUAUGUUCAAAGUGCACAACCAUGGAAGAACACUUCGGCCAUAAAUUUGUUGAUAUGGAGGAUAUCGAUGCAGAAAAGUUUGCAUUUUGUCUAGAUGAAAUCUCCACAAUCCAACAAUAUUUCCUUCCAACAUCACAAGGUUUAAAAAUGGAAACAGAUGAAGAUGGCAAAGAAGUAAAGAAAAUCAUGGAUGGUAUCAGAAACGCCAUAGAGGCAGAAGCAAAGUCUCUGAAAGACCUGGUAGAUAAGGUGACAUCAGACAAAUUGGAACAAGCCAAUGCCAUAGAAAAGUCAUUACUUAAAGUGUUAAAACAACAGGAAAAAUCAUACCAUGAUUACAAUAAGUACAUUAAAAACCUUUUAAAAGAGUUUCAUGGCUACCUCCCUCUAAGCAAUUUCAAAGUUUUAUUAUCUGCCAAUUUUGAAAACUCGAAAAUCCAAUCUAUACCAGAGACUACUAAACCAGUCCCACCAGUGUUUACUGCUGGUCAAUUCACCUAUGAUGAUGUCAGCAAGUUACUUGGAAAUAUAGGUGUUCCAAACAUUAAACCUUAUAAAAGAAAAAUAAAACCCAUGGCUACUUCACCAACACAGCUGAAACCUACAGGGAAAGAGAUGUUCGAGCAAGAUAGAAAGAAAUCUGAUGUAACACAAACACUGUCUCUGUCUUCCUCUGUUACCAAGGUCAGGGAGUACACAGUUUCAUGUGUUAAGAGUGUAUAUCAUAUAUCACUAGGUAAAUCAGGCAAACUCUGGGCCAGUGACGAAAAUGGUAACCUUAUCCAAACAGAUUUACAGGGGAAUCAGCUACAGAAGAUUCAAACCAGUGGUGGAUCUGAAGGCUACCACACAGUCAUAAAGGACGGGGUUCUGAUCUAUACAGACAGAAAAAAUAAAGUCAUCAACUGGAUAACAGAGAAUAAAACAAUCAUUGAAUUCAUUAGAACAGGAGACUGGGAACCAAUCAGCAUACACUCCUCCUGCAUCAACGGGGACAUACUGGUGGGGAUGAGAAAGGAUGGAGAGGCUAAAGUCACCAGGUAUAACAAGACAGGAGAAGAGAUACAUAACAUAUUGAUGAACAACAAAGGACAGGAACUGUUUAGUGAUCCACGCUACAUCACAGAAAACAUCAAUGGUGAUAUCUGUACAUCAGACUUGGACAAACGAAUUGUAGUGGUGGUGAAUAAAUCAGGACACUACAGGUUUUCCUACCCAGAUCCGGGGCUAGAGUUGUUAUGGUUUUGUCCCUUGGGUAUUUGUACUAAUCUCCUCGGUCACAUCAUUGUUUGUGAUAGUUAUUUUAUGAAUAAGAAAGUUGACAUCUUAGAUCAGGACGGUCAGUUUUUGUCUCGACUUACAACACAACAAGGGGUAGAGUAUCCCCGUGGUGUAUGUGUUGAUGAUGAGAACUAUCUCCAUGUGGGACAACAUAACACCAACACGGUGACAGUGUACAAGUAUCUACAGUGAUUCUCUCUAUGGAUGUCAAACAUCAGAUAUCAAAUCUGAAUAUUGUUUACUUACCUUUGUAGUAUAAAAAUGCAUUAUUUGAAUGAGCUUAUUCUCUUGCACUCUAAAUUCUAAAACCUCACAGACUUUAUUAUAUAACAGUAUCAUAAAUGUUUACUUUUUCUGUUUAUUUUUUUAAAUGCAACAUUUUUUUUGCAUACAUG